AUGUCGUUAUUUGGUGGUAGCGCCCCGCCAUCUCGCUCCUCUUACGAAUCCGAUACCUCGUCGCCGUCUUCUUCUGUGCGCUCGUCGCCGUCAGUUGAGGAGAUUCCAAACCCGCGCGACGCGCAAGAAGCACCAAAACCCGACAUACCGAUCUCGUUGAAUAUAGACGACGACCUCGAUACCAAUAGCGAUUCGGUACGGGACGAGUCUGAAGACGAGGACAACGACGAACCGGCGCGCCCGAACCGCUUUCUCGGACAACCCCAAGCAUGGCAGAGCUACACCGAGGCCGAUCGCCAGAUAGCAGAGUCACUCGGUCAGAUCCAGGACUCCGAUCUUGCAGCACAUCUGUACAAUGCGCAUGCGCUCAAGAGACGAUUACGACGAUCUGUGGAAGCCACGGCGCAGUGCAAGAAUUGGCAGAGUAAGGACAGCUGGCUGAAGACUGGAAGGGAUCUUGAAUAUACGGAUGCAGCAGGCUUCGUGCAAACAGCAUUGGUGCCUUCCAGAGAGUGGACAGCAUGGCCACUGCCUCCACCACAGCUCUCGGACUUGAACGACCAGCUGGGCGAUGACAUGGUGGGCGACCAAGUCGGCAAAUGGACUACUGAAGGCGCAAGCACACAAGAGGUAGGAGACGAACUCCGCGAAGAACUCCAGGCUGUGUUCUUACGGCUAGCUAAAGAGAGGUGGAACUCGCGGGAAGCGGCCUCGUCUGAAUCCGAUACUGGCGGUCACACAACAGUUUCACGAAGCAGGUCACGAUCUCAAAGCGCCAAUCCUGCCAAGUCGCGCUCUACGUCCAUAGUUACACUUAUGCCAGAGGAUGAAGACGAGGCACAAGACCACAGCAAUGACGAUGGACACGAUCGCGCGACUGGAAAGAAACGUGGCAGGAAACCUCGCAUUGAGAGACACACAGAGCCGACUUUGUUAGCGGACGACGCGAGAGCUCAGCGGCUUCUACAGCCAACGAUCCAGACCAUGAUGGAAAAGCUAGACGAGCUUGCAUUGGCUAUUCGUCGAACCCGUACCAACCAUUUCGGCCGUGGCGGGUCAGCCGAUUCCUCCAUGAGCGAGUUCACAUCGGGGGCAGAGUCGAGUGGACCUGCGUCGAGGUCUACGUCAAGAGCCAGAUCGAAGAGUGCAACAAGUCGCGGAUCAAGCAACCGACCUUCUUCACGUGCAAAGUCGGCGCGGACUAGUCGCACAGCACGACAAGGAAAAAAGACUACCACAGAUAGAAGAAAGCCCGUUGAUAGUGAUGUUACCUCAAGCGGCGCAUCUGACUGGGAGGCGUCCAAUACUAUAACUCGCGAACGGAAACGUCGAAGAUCCUCAAGCAGCAUGAGUGGUAGUGAUGCUUCGGAAACACAAGAACCGCUGCUAAGGGAAGGGCUUUUAGAUUGGAGCGAAGUACUUGGGCUAGCGGCUAUUCAGGGCUGGGAUAAAGGGGCUGUUGCACGUACGGCUCAGCGCUGUGCAGCUCUGUUCGGCGAGGGCAUGUCGUUUAUGCCCUUCCAUGAAGCUCUCGCCCUAAAGCCUGCUACCGAGCCUGUGUCGUAUACACCUUCAGUCAUACUGCCGCCAAACAUGCCCUCAAUCUCGCAUCCUCCAACACCUAAGCGUCCCUUCUUCCAGACUGGCACACUGCGUUGCCCACAUGUAGAUUGUUAUGGCCACGAUAAAGACUUCGCUCUGCCCUAUCGCGUGGUCGAGCACUGCAUACGAGUCCACGGCUACGACCCCAGAACGAACGACUCUGACAACGAAGAACGAACGGUUGGUGGUGUGCACAUCGACGGGUUCCUACAACCUGUUACGGCGAAGCCGGGAUGGUUGGGGAAUGGGCGGACAAAGGCUGGCAGGGCGAGCAAGACGCAAAGGAGAGCACAGAGUGGUAGCCGAGCGGCAUCGGAAGCUGCAGUGAGCACGGAGGAGUGA
Molecule: messenger RNA, 1944 nt
Organism: Alternaria atra
Lineage: Eukaryota; Fungi; Ascomycota; Dothideomycetes; Pleosporales; Pleosporaceae
Exons: 1
Coding region: 1-1944 (647 amino acids)
Source: RefSeq, a predicted model, not a curated record